Messenger RNA from Cavenderia fasciculata, 507 nucleotides. RefSeq lists its product as uncharacterized. The transcript has 4 exons. Lineage: Eukaryota; Evosea; Eumycetozoa; Acytosteliales; Cavenderiaceae. Bases 1 to 507 code for a protein of 168 amino acids. The record is from RefSeq and is a predicted model, not a curated record.
AUGGAGAAAGAAAACAACCAACAAGAACAAGAAAUACCAAAAAUUCCAUAUAACAAGGAAGCUCAUCAUGAGAAGGCCCUUAUAGAAUCUGGACACAUAUUGGAUGGUCCCUAUACUCUCCAACCUGGUCAAGAAAUGAAAAAAAUUAAAACCUACUCUUACGACAAGACCAGAUUGACAAUCAUUAAUGAUACUCAAGACAGAAUCGCCGAGUCAGAGUAUAGGUUCAGGAACAGUUCUAAAAAUAAAAUCUCCUCUUCUUCUUCAUCACUACCAAACUCUGGUAUUAUUGGUGCAAACGUUUCAAUAUCUACAUCAUCUUGUUCGAUGAUUUGUUGCCUUGGUCUAGCUGACAUUGAACCUCCUUUACCCAAUGAUUCCAUUACCAAUGGUGUACUUUCAUCAUCCGAAUACUUUGUAUCAAACUCAUCCUCUAAUUCUCGAUAUUCUUCAUUUUCCUCCAAUUCUGAAAAGUCUGGUGUAAAUGCACUCCAAGUAUCUGUAUAA